Molecule: messenger RNA, 4149 nt
Organism: Mobula hypostoma (lesser devil ray)
Lineage: Eukaryota; Metazoa; Chordata; Chondrichthyes; Myliobatiformes; Myliobatidae
Exons: 3
Coding region: 826-1827 (333 amino acids)
Source: RefSeq, a predicted model, not a curated record
GAAAAAUAUUGGAAAGAUAUUUUUGAUAUUAUUUCAGUAGUUUUGCGUAUUGAUUUACCACUUCAUCCUUUUACCGCAAUUUUUGGACUACCAAUGAUAGAAUUUAGUCGUUUAUCCCCUUCAGCUUGUCGUUUGAUUGCAUUUGUUACAUUAAUAGCCAGAAGAUCCAUUUUAUUUAAAUGCAGAGAUUCUAAUCCCCCUACUACAUUACAAUGGUUUUCCCAAACUAUAACAUGUUUAAAUUUGGAAAACAUUAGGAUUGGUACCACUGAUCCUUUGGUUAAAUUUGAAGAAACUUGGAGGCCAUUUAUUCAAUAUUUUCAUAUGAUGUAAGUUGACCUUUUCCAAAUCCUUUUUAAUAACUUUUUGUUUGUGUAUAAAGGAGUGCAGUUAAUGAUAAAUAAUGAGUUUAACCAAUGAAAUAUGGCAGCCCAGCUUCUGUUUUGUUUUUUUAGUGCAGGGGGUAAAAACUUUUUUUUGAAUCUUUUUGAUGUUCAGUUAUUAAGAGAUUGGGAGGUUUAAAUUAAAUAUUUUACUCGGAGUCUAUGUCUGUAUAUGUUAAUCGUUAUUAAUGUAAUCCCGAUCUCUUUGUAUCAUUAUCAUUGUUAUGUUUAUCAAUUUGAAACUCAAUGAAAGAAAGAAAGAAAGAAAUUGGGAGAGCCAGAAGGGGCCGUGAGAAGGCCUUGGUGGACAGGAUUAAGGAAAACCCCAAGGCAUUCUACAAGUAUGUGAAGAGCAAGAGGAUAAGAUGCGAAAGAAUAGGACCAAUCAAGCGUGACAGUGGAAAAAUGUGUUUGGAACCGGAGGAGAUAGUAGAGAGGGACCAUGGCAGCAGUACAGCUUUUCAGUAAAGAAGAUGCCCAUAGGAUCGAAACAUAUCUUUCAAGAGAGAUUGAUGCUUUGAAGUUACUGGCCACUUCGCUGAGCAGAAUCAGGAAUGGGAAGUUGACUGAGACGGAUACUGCUUUGAUCCAGAUACUGGUCCAGAAAGCACACAGUGGAGCACAGGGAGCUUACGACGUGGCUUCUGGCUGCCUCAGAAAGGUUCAGUCAGUCUGUGAGAAGUUAACAGAAGAGAAAGGCCGAUUGCAAGAAGCAAUGAAAGAGAAGAAACAGCAGCUGAGCAGUUUACAAGCCCAGUUACCGAACAUUAGAAAGGAGAAGGAAGAAUAUGAAAAUCGCCUGCGUCGUUCAAGAGAGUCACUGAGAGAUGCAGAGAAAAAACUGAAGGAAGAAAGGGAAACUGAGAAGUUAAUGGAAACUGGACGGAACGUUGCCAUUGGGCUUUCAUUUAUUCCCAUUAUUGGUACAAUCCCAGGAGUUAUAACUGCCAUCGCUUGUGAAAUCGGUAGAGCCAAUGCAGAGGACAAUUGUCGAUUGAUCAGGAGACAAGUGCAAAGAGAAGAGGAGUACAUUUCAAAGUGUUCAAGGGAUCUGGAAUCCUGUAUCUCCCGCAUCAAGGAGACAAUGGAUGAGAUUGACCGUACAGUAAAAAGAAGAAAAAGUGUGGAAGAUCAACUCGAUAGCCUACACGAGCUGCUGAAAAAUCAUUUUGAAUUUGAUUCCCAGCUGAAACACGGGACAGUUGCUGUCAGUGGACUGCUUGGUAAAGUGGAAGUGUUGAAGUUUCGCAGUAAGAAAUUCUGUAACGUGGAUGCACUGGUCGUUGUUCUCAAUGACAUCAUUGCCCACAUAUUAAAGCUGCCCAACCUGCUGGAAGGGAAGGUGCUGCAGCUGGAGGCUUCCACUGUUAAGAAGCUGGAAUCUCUCAGUGGUCAGCUGAAGGCCAUUGAAUCGCAAGGUUCAGAUGUCAGUCAGUGGUGUUAAUGGCGAUGAGCACAGUAAUUGUGUACAUCGUACUGUGCUACUACAGAGAACUGAUGUGAACCAAGCUUUCUCACUCUGUCUUUUCCUAUUCCUGGCAUUUCAUUCACUCAUCUGGAGUCAAGUAGAAGAGGAACAAGCUCACUGAGUCCAAGUCACCAACAACCACCCAGUUACAUUCAAUAGGCAAUAGGUGCAGAAGUAGACCAUUCUGAGAUCAUGGCUGAUCAUCUACUAUCAAUACCCGGUUCAUGCCUUGUCCCCAUAACCCUUGAUUCCCCUAUCCAUAAGAUACCUAUCUAGCUCCUUCUUGAAAGCAUCCAGAGAAUUGACCUCCACUGCCUUCCGAGGCAGCACGUUUCACACCUCCACAACUCUCUGGGAGAAGAAGUUCCUCCUCAACUCUGUCCUAAAUGACCUACCCUUAUUCUUAAACCAUGCCCUCUGGUACUGGACUCUCCCAGCAUCUGGAACAUAUUUCCUGCCUCUAUCUUGUCCAAUCCCUUAAUAAUCUUAUAUGUCUCAAUCAGAUCCCCCCUCAAUCUCCUUAAUUCCAGCGUGUACAAGCUCAGUCUCUCUAACCUCUCUGCGUAAGACAGUCCGGACAUCCCAGGAAUUAACCUAGUGAACCUACGCUGCACCUACUCCACAGCCAGGAUGUCCUUCCUUAACCCUGGAGACCAAAACUGCACACAAUACUCCAGGUGUGGUCUCACCAGGGCCCUGUACAAAUGCAAAAGGAUUUCCUUGCUCUUGUACUCAAUUCCCUUUGUAAUAAAGGCCAGCAUUCCAUUAGCCUUCUUCACUGCCUGCUGCACUUGCUCAUUCACCUUCAGAGACUGAUAAACAAGCACUCCUAGAUCUCUUUGUAUUUCUCCCUUACCUAACUUCACACCAUUCAGAUAAUAAUCUGCCUUCCUGUUCUUGCUCCCAAAGUAAAUAACCUCACACUUAUUCACAUUAAACGCCAUCUGCCAAGUUUCUACCCACUCACCCAGCCUAUCCAAGUCACCUUGAAUGCUCCUGAAAUCUUGCUGAUGUUAUUCACAAUGCCUUCCUCUAAAUCAUUGACGUAAAUCGUAAACAGCUGUGGUCCCAAUACCGAGCCCUGUGGCAUCCCACUAGUCACCACCUGCCAUUCCAAGAAACACCCAUUCACUGCUACCCUUUGCUUUCUAUCUGCCAACCAGUUUUCUAUCCAUGUCAAUAUCCUCCCCCCAAUGCCGUGAGCUCUGAUUUUACCCACCAAUCUCCUAUGUGGUACCUUAUCAAAUGCCUUCUGAAAGUCAAGGUACACCACAUCCACUGGAUCUCCCGCGUCUAUCUUCCUGGUUACGUCCUCGAAAAACUCCAAUAGAUUAGUCAAGCAUGAUUUGCCCUUGGUAAAUCCAUGCUGGCUCGGCCCAAUCUUAUCACAUUCAUCCGGAAGUAAUCUCAUUUUUGAAUCUCUCCAUGUUCCCACCAAAUGUCUCCCUGAUUCCAAGUUUGAAGUACAUUUAUUAUCAAAGUUUGUAUAUGUUACCGUACACUGCCUUGAAUUUAAAGUCACGGACCUUCUCCGAUCUCCUCAUGAGGACUGACUCAGGGACUUCUGUCUUCCUCCUGUAGUCAGUGCUUUGGUUUUUGCUGAGAUUGAGUGAGAGUUUGUUAUUAAUGCACCAUUCACCAGAUUUUCAAUCGCCCUCCUGUGUGACAAUUUAUCACUGCCUUUGAUUUGGCCAACAUCAGUAAAUUUAAAUGUGACUUUGGAGUUAUACUUAGCCACACAAUCAUUGGUUUAAAGUGACCUUUUACCUGUUCAAUGAUUCUACCACUUAUUGACCCUCUCAUAGCAAUUUAGAGUGAUUUCAGACCCUGAUAAAAACCCACCUCUCUCAGUCAAUUGAACAGGAUACACAUCACUGUCUGUGUUAAGUUGGGUUUCAGCUAAAGGCAAGGGGCAACUUAGGAAUGUUGUGUUAGACGAUCAGGAUGAUGGAAUUGGGAGAAGGCUCUAGAGAAAACAGGGAAAAGAGAGAUUUGUGACAGACACUGGUGGGGUUUGUAGUCUUUUUGAUGGGAGAUUCAGUGAGGAUAUCAGGAAAGAUGGCUGUAGGAUUUGAUCUAAUGGGAAAAGGAGAUUUCAAGGAGUGCUCGUGAGAUGAAGGAGUCCAAGAUGGAAGUUCUGCCGGUGACUGGUGAUGAGAAGUCAGCACCAUGAGUAAUGGUCACACCCAACCUUUGGACAUAUGAGUUCCAACGCAUGUGCACAGUCCGAGUGGUUUAGUUGAAAUGAGCCCUGUUUUCCCUUUUUGUUUCCUCUUCAUCACUGUUUGAUAAAGCUGA